AUGAAGAACGAGGCCACAAUAAAUGCGGAACAAGAAAAAUUGUUGGAAAACGCCACGCGAGUGGUCAAGGCGGAGUCGUUGGAAAUGAAGCGAUGCCUCGACAAGGGUGAAACGAUGGAUGCUUUGAAACAUGCUUCACAGUUCCUGAAUGAGCUGAAGACCAGCGAGCUCUCCCCCAAAUUUUACUAUAGAUUAUGUAUG
Ostertagia ostertagi is the source of this 201-nucleotide messenger RNA. The record is from the annotation of a GenBank genome assembly. NCBI's taxonomy places the organism in Eukaryota, Metazoa, Nematoda, Chromadorea, Rhabditida, Trichostrongylidae.